Molecule: messenger RNA, 1536 nt
Organism: Parnassius mnemosyne (clouded apollo)
Lineage: Eukaryota; Metazoa; Arthropoda; Insecta; Lepidoptera; Papilionidae
Source: the annotation of a GenBank genome assembly
AUGAUUCAAUUCGUGAUAAUAAGUAGGAUUAAACUUAAGAAACAAUUGAGAUGUAAUUGGAGAUCGGUGUCGGGUAAAUUAUUGAACAAAGAAAGUAUUCUCAAAGAAACACCUAUAAAUUUUAACGAGAUACCUGGGCCCAAGAGUUAUCCAAUUAUAGGAACAUUGUACAAAUAUUGGCCAUUCAUAGGAGAAUAUAAUGCAGAAGCGCUCGACAAGAACGCAUGGUUAAAUUGGCGUCGUUACGGAGGUCUCGUAAGAGAAGUUCCUGGUGUGAAUUUACUUCAUGUCUUUGAACCAGAAGUAAUCGAAGCUGUUUUCCGACAAAACGAUCGGUACCCAGCUAGACGGAGUCACGUUGCCAUGCUUCAUUAUCGUCUAAGCAAACCGAGCGUGUACAACACUGGUGGAUUACUUUCAACGAAUGGCCCGGAUUGGUGGCGACUUCGAAGUACAUUUCAAAAGAAUUUUACUGGUCCACAAAAUGCUAAGCAAUACGUUGAAAAUACAGACGACGUUGUUCGUGAAUUUGUUAAAUGGAUACGGGAUAGCAAGCUGUCGCAUAAUGAAGAUUUUUUGAUUUAUCUUAACAGGCUCAAUCUAGAAGUUAUCGGAGUGGUGGCGUUUAAUGAGAAAUUUAAUAGUUUUACAUUACAAGAACAAGCGUCCGAGUCCCGCAGUAGUAAAGUGAUUGCAGCAGCAUUUGGCUCCAAUAGUGGUAUUAUGAAACUUGACAAAGGGAUUCUUUGGAGGAUUUUUAAAACACCACUGUACAAAAAACUUGUGGAAUCUCAACAAUAUUUAGAAAAGGUAUCAAUGGAUAUAUUAUUGAAUAAAAUUAAUUUUUUUGGCAAAGAACAUGAGAGAAAAAAUAAUUCUCUAUUAGAAUCUUUUUUGCAGCAACCGAAUUUAGAUUUAAAAGAUAUCAUUGGAAUGAUGGUCGACAUAUUAAUGGCGGCAAUAGACACGACUGCUUAUGCAACAAGUUUUGCAUUAUAUCACCUCGCCCGCAAUCCGGAAUGUCAACAGAAAUUAUACAAAGAAGUUGCAAAUCUGUUACCAACAAAGGAAUCUAUUCUUACAUCAGAUGUACUUUCAAAGGCAGUUUAUGUUCGUAGUUGUAUCAAAGAGAGUCUGAGGCUUAAUCCUGUGUCAAUUGGUGUUGGACGUCUAUUGCAAAAAGAUAUUGUAUUGAAAGGUUAUUUGAUUCCUGAGGGGACUGUUAUAGUGACACAAAACAUGGUAGCAUCCCGUUUACCGCAGUACGUGCGGGACCCGAUGCUCUUUAAGCCAGAGCGGUGGAUAAGGGGCUCAUCUCAUUACGAGAAUAUACAUCCAUUUUUAAGUCUACCCUUUGGAUUUGGUCCCCGAUCGUGUAUUGCCAGGAGGUUGGCGGAACAAAAUAUGUGCAUUACACUAAUUCGGUUGGUGCUUGAAUUUGAAAUGAAGUGGAUGGGCGGAGAUUUGGGAAUUAAAACGUUAUUGAUAAAUAAGCCAGAUAAACCCAUAAAAUUGUCUUUUGUACCUAGACAUUAA